AUGGUGAAAUUGUUGACGAGGAGGAGGAAGAUGAUGGAGGAUGAUGAUAUUGUUGACGAGGGGGAGGAUGAUGAUGGUGAUAUUGUUGACGAGGAGGAGGAUGGUGAUAUUGUUGACGAGGAGGAGGAUGAUGGUGAUAUUGUUGACGAGGAGGAUGAUGGUGAUAUUGUUGACGAGGAGGAUGAUGGUGAUAUUGUUGACGAGGAGGAGGAUGAUGGUGAUAUUGUUGACGAGGAGGAUGAUGGUGAUAUUGUUGACGAGGAGGAUGAUGGUGAUAUUGUUGACGAGGAGGAUGAUGGUGAUAUUGUUGACGAGGAGGAGGAUGAUGGUGAUAUUGUUGACGAGGAGGAGGAUGAUGGUGAUAUUGUUGACGAGGAGGAUGAUGGUGAUUUGGUUGAUGAGGAGGAGGAUGAUGGUGAUAUUGUUGACGAGGAGGAGGAUGAUGGUAAAGAACAGACUCCUCAAGUAACCAUGACUACAGGAACCAGGAGCGUGGCUAAACCAGCCAUCACUGCCAUGACCCCCACCCCAGACCCCAUCCUGGAGACCGUUGACCGUCACUGGAGGCUCCAGACCGUUGACCAUCACUGGAGGUUCCGGACCGUUGACCGUCACUGGAGGUUCCAGACCGUUGACCGUCACUGGAGGUUCCGAACCGUUGACCGUCACUGGAGGUUCCAGACCGUUGACCGUCACUGGAGGUUCCAGACCGUUGACCGUCACUGGAGGUUCCAGACCGUUGACCGUCACUGGAGGUUCCGAACCGUUGACCGUCACUGGAGGUUCCAGACCGUUGACCGUCACUGGAGGUUCCAGACCGUUGACCGUCACUGGAGGUUCCAGACCGUUGACCGUCACUGGAGGUUCCGGACCGUUGACCGUCACUGGAGGUUCCGAACCGUUGACCGUCACUGGAGGUUCCAGACCGUUGACCGUCACUGGAGGUUCCGGACCGUUGACCGUCACUGGAGGUUCCAGACCGUUGACCGUCACUGGAGGUUCCAGACCGUUGACCGUCACUGGAGGUUCCGGACCGUUGACCGUCACUGGAGGUUCCGAACCGUUGACCGUCACUGGAGGUUCCAGACCGUUGACCGUCACUGGAGGUUCCGGACCGUUGACCGUCACUGGAGGUUCCGAACCGUUGACCGUCACUGGAGGUUCCAGACCAUUGACCGUCACUGGAGGUUCCGGACCGUUGACCGUCACUGGAGGUUCCAGACCGUUGACCGUCACUGGAGGUUCCGAACCAUUGACCGUCACUGGAGGUUCCAGACCGUUGACCAUCACUGGAGGUUCCAGACCGUUGACCGUCACUGGAGGUUCCGAACUAUUGACCGUCACUGGAGGUUCCAGACCGUUGACCGUCACUGGAGGUUCCAGAUCUGGUGGCACUGGACUGAUGACACGCUCAAAACUAGAACACCCCCCUAGUCACGCUAGUAGAAAACAAGAGAGAGAGACAAGCAGUAGCAUACUGUAGCUACUAUAGCCCUCUAUGUAGAAAACAAGAGAGAGAGACAAGCAGUAGCAUACUAUAGCCCUCUAUGUAGAAAACAAGAGAGAGAGACAAGCAGUAGCAUACUGUAGCUACUAUAGCCCUCUAUGUAGAAAACAAGAGAGAGAGACAAGCAGUAGCAUACUGUAGCUACUAUAGCCCUCUAUGUAGAAAACAAGAGAGAUAGACAAGCAGUAGCAUACUAUAGCCCUCUAUGUAGUAUCACACCUGCUCCCGCUUCCCCUCUCUGUUGCUCGAGGGCGCCAGGCUGCCCAUCAUUACGUACACCUGUCACCAUCAUUACACGCAUCAGCUCUCAUUGGACUCACCUGGACUCCUUCAGUUUGUUGAUUUCC
This is a messenger RNA of Oncorhynchus keta (chum salmon), 1854 nucleotides long. RefSeq lists its product as uncharacterized. The transcript has 5 exons. Bases 1 to 1434 code for a protein of 477 amino acids. The record is from RefSeq and is a predicted model, not a curated record. Lineage: Eukaryota; Metazoa; Chordata; Actinopteri; Salmoniformes; Salmonidae.